This is a messenger RNA of Saccoglossus kowalevskii, 686 nucleotides long. RefSeq lists its product as uncharacterized. Gene Ontology annotation, molecular function: G protein-coupled receptor activity. Gene Ontology annotation, cellular component: plasma membrane. The record is from RefSeq and is a predicted model, not a curated record. Gene Ontology annotation, biological process: cell surface receptor signaling pathway; G protein-coupled receptor signaling pathway. NCBI's taxonomy places the organism in Eukaryota, Metazoa, Hemichordata, Enteropneusta, Harrimaniidae.
CUCAUCUUAGUAAUUCGUGUCUUUAUGACGCUGAAGGCUAAUGCAGACAAGUCCGAAGUUCAACGUAUUCGAACUGGUAUCCGUGCAAUUCUGAUGCUCCAACCACUGCUAGGUAUAUCCUGGUUAUUUGGAAUAUUCAGUGUAAACGAACAUACUAUUAUGUUCCAGUAUUUGUUUGUGAUCUGCAACUCCCUCCAGGGUGUGUUUAUAUUCAUAUGCCAUUGCCUGACAAAUGAAGAGGUAAAGUCCAUCUUCUUGAAGAAGUACAAAAAAAUGGCAUCUUCAUCCAUCCAUACAUCUUCAAUGGGAACAGCAUCAUCGACGCUGACAGAAAGUACACAGGCUACGACAGAUGCUAAAUAUAAAGGUUCGUUCAACAACAAACACGCAUGGAAAGAAUAAACUGCUACGUAUUAGACAUUAUGUUUUAUGUAAUCAAAACUGAACGCAAAGUGUAGUUAUAAGUUACUAACUUUUACUCCGACAAUAUUGAAUCACAAGUUUGUUGUUUGUAUUUAUUUACAAAUAAGAGGAAUAGUAGUUAUUAUUUGAACACCAUGCGUGUGCUAUGAAGGUUGUUAAUAUGUAGCAAAAGACCGUUCACACAUACACUACCAUAUGAGCAAGUGACAGUAUAAAUGAUCAAGUAACCUUUUGACGGAUAUUUUUGACAACCCAAUACAUUG